This is a messenger RNA of Solea senegalensis (Senegalese sole), 1351 nucleotides long. RefSeq names its product coenzyme Q9 homolog (S. cerevisiae) (gene coq9). The transcript has 9 exons. Gene Ontology annotation, molecular function: lipid binding. Bases 49 to 1056 code for a protein of 335 amino acids. The record is from RefSeq and is a predicted model, not a curated record. Gene Ontology annotation, biological process: ubiquinone biosynthetic process. Gene Ontology annotation, cellular component: mitochondrial inner membrane. NCBI's taxonomy places the organism in Eukaryota, Metazoa, Chordata, Actinopteri, Pleuronectiformes, Soleidae.
GACGCAGCUGUUUUGUUAAAUAAAACGCCUCUGUCAGUGCAGCGGGACAUGGCGGCGCUGCUGAGAGGUCUGCGGGCUGGAAGGGCACUCCGGGGGAUAGGAGGCGCUUUGGUGGCACCAACAGCAACAAGUCCCAGGUGCAGAAGCCUGAGUAGAGGCUUCCACUGUGCAGCGCUGAGGCUUCAGGAUGAAUCUAAAUCUGACAAACCCCCAUCCUCCUCAUCCACAAACUAUCAUGAACACUACCAGGCUCACCCAACUGACCAGGACACAACAGCAGCGUCACAGGGAGAUUCUGCAGAUUACCUAGCAGCAGAUGAGGCUUUCAAGACAAACACUAGUUAUCAGGAUCAGAGCGGAGAGCAGGGUGAAGAAUACGAAACAGAAGAACAGCUUCAAGCUCGAAUCCUAAGCGCGUCUUUGGAGUUUGUCCAAGAGCACGGCUGGUCGAUGGAAGCCAUUGCAGCUGGUGCUGAGACACUGGGUCUGUCUUCUGCUUCCACUGGUAUGUUCAACAAUGGAGCUGGAGACUUGGUCCUACAUUUCAUUGCACAGUGCAACCUACAGCUGACAGAGAUCCUGGCUGAACAACACAAGCAGGUCCAACUGGGCCAGGCUGAACCAAAGCAUACUUCUGACCUUCUAAGAGAUGCUGUAGAGACCAGACUGAGGAUGUACAUCCCCUACAUUCAGACGUGGCCACAGGCGAUGAGCAUCCUGCUCCUCCCUCACAACAUCCCAGACAGCCUGAAGCACCUAUCUAACAUGGUGGACGACAUAUGGUACUACGCUGGAGACCGAUCCACAGACAUGAACUGGUACACCAAACGGGCAGUGCUGACCGGCAUCUACAACACGACCGAACUGGUGAUGGUUCAGGAUUCCUCUGAAGACUUCCAGGACACAUGGAACUUCCUCGACAACCGUAUUCAGGAUGUAGUCAACAUGGCAUCCACUGCCAAACAGGUGCAGUCGACUGGUGAAGCAGUUGUGCAGGGGCUAAUGGGAGCUGCUGUAACCCUGAAAAACCUAACAGGAUUGAACCAGAGGCGGUGAUUACACGGAUCUUGACAGAAAAUCUAAUUUGUGUCUUUACCUUUUAGAUCAUUUGCUUUUUGCUUUUUGUUUGAUCACCAGUAUAAAAUGACUCUGUAAGUAUUAGGUUCUGAAUCUUGCUCAGCAAGACAGAGAGCCAUAAUUUGACACAGACGACACAGUGCUUUUUCUGUUCACCUGCAGAUCAGUAGCUUUGUCUAGUUUUUUAGACCCCCAUCUUUGUAUAAAAGGUCACAGAUUUGUUAUUUUGCUGUUGGAUCAAAUGAGACUUCAAUAAAAUAAAUACUAUAUUGUA